CUAUCAAAGCCGCCUGGAUUCCGCAGGAGCCCCCGAAGCGCAGGGCCCGUCCGGGAGUCGGAAAACAUCGACGGGCUGCGCGGCGUAAAGGGAGGCGUCGGCCUGGAGCCGGGCGGAGGGGCUCAGCGUGGCCCUCGGGGUGCACCGCUCCCUUCCCGCUCCCGCGCCCGGGACUCGUCUCGGCCCGGGCGCUCCCGCUGUCCCUUGCUGGCGCUCUCUCGCCCAGAGAGGGAGGAACGGCGGUUGGACCCGCCCAAGGCUACCUGCGAGGAGGCGACGGCGCGGGCGGAGGAGGAAGUAGGAAGUCCGGGGACCGCCAAGUAUCGGGAAGCGGCCUCGACUCUCGAGGCUGAGCGGAGCUCCUCGACGAUGGAGGGAGGCAGUGGGAGUGGCCCUGGGAUGGGCAGUGAGCGGGUGAAGAACCUCCAGAAUGAGGUCGAGGGUGUCAAGAAUAUCAUGACGCAGAAUGUGGAGCGGAUUCUAGCGAGGGGUGAGAACCUUGACCAUCUGCGCAACAAGACGGAGGACCUGGAAGCAACGUCAGAACACUUCAAGACAACCUCACAAAAAGUGGCUCGGAAGUACUGGUGGAAGAACAUCAAGAUGAUUGCAAUAAUCUGCAUCAUUGCUGUCAUCAUCCUUAUCCUCAUCAUCCUCCUUGCCACUGGCGUCAUUCCAUCUUAAGUUUUUCCCCCACCACUGGGACUUUUCUGCUCAUAAUUCCCACAUUUUUUAUUUUGCCUCCAUCACCUCCUCCCUUAAUAGCUGAAAUUCCUAACUGAAUCACAAGACCCUUUGCCAAAUGCUGCGGUCAGGAGGGCCAGAUUGCUUCCCUGGAGCAUCUUCUUCCCCCCCCCCACCUGCCAGUCCCCAUUAUCUCCCCCCCCCAGCUUCCAGGAGUUAGCACUGGGGUCUCUUGGGUCCACACAGCAUGCCUCAGCAAUCCCUCAGCCAUACAUGUGAAUGUAAACAAGAGGAAGCAGGGACCAUUUCUCUAGAUUAUCCCCACCCAGCAGAAUAUAUCUAGGUUCUGAUUCUACAAGUGCCUCAGCUGCUACUUGGAAUGGAGCUUGCCAGCCUGUGUCUGUUUUAAACCUUGGCUAGAUUUCUGGAAUAGGCUGUAGAGAUGCCAGGGAAGGAUCCCAGUCUCGUUUGGCCAAGUCCAUUCUGGGUAUUCAUUCCCUUCCACGAAGCCUUACUCUCAGAUGUUGUCCUUGUCUUGUGCCUUUCAUAAUCCUGGAUGAAGAAGAAUUGAAUUACUGAAACUUACCUGGCAUUGUAAAGGAGAGAUGUUUUUGAAAUACUAUUUUAAAAAUAAAAUGAGGAAGCAUUGUUUGUUAA
This is a messenger RNA of Python bivittatus (Burmese python), 1341 nucleotides long. It is a transcript of the gene VAMP8, whose product is annotated as vesicle associated membrane protein 8. The record is from RefSeq and is a predicted model, not a curated record. NCBI's taxonomy places the organism in Eukaryota, Metazoa, Chordata, Lepidosauria, Squamata, Pythonidae. Gene Ontology annotation, biological process: vesicle-mediated transport. Gene Ontology annotation, cellular component: membrane.